Molecule: messenger RNA, 4113 nt
Organism: Sphaeramia orbicularis (orbiculate cardinalfish)
Lineage: Eukaryota; Metazoa; Chordata; Actinopteri; Kurtiformes; Apogonidae
Exons: 4
Coding region: 27-3290 (1087 amino acids)
Biological process (GO): negative regulation of nodal signaling pathway
Cellular component (GO): cytoplasm
Source: RefSeq, a predicted model, not a curated record
UUCCGCCUGCCGGCACCCCGACAAGGAUGGCCGGCCGCCGCGGCUGCGUGAACUCCCUAUGGUCGGGCACCGAGCGCGUCCGGAUCGGAGAGCGCCUCAAAGCGACCCUGGCCGGCGUGUUGGAGCUGGAGCUGCUCAGGUGCAAACACCUGGAGAUGGUGGACGCCGCGUUGGAGGACCGAGGCGGCGCCGCCGCCGAGGGGCCACGGGCGGAGGAGAGCGGAACCCCGGAGAGCGGCGCGUCGAACGCCGGGCAGGGCUCUGCGACAUCCCGCAGGCAACAGGCCCCCUCUCCGUCCGAUGGUAUGGUGCUGCCCUGUCAAAGCAGCCCAGAGGACUCUGGCAGUACCUCCGGAGACGGGACAGUCCACACCUCAGUGGGCCGGGGGGGUAACUCGCGCUGGUCUACUCUGUCCUGGGACGCCCCCUCUGAUCUACUGUCCCCCCCGACACCGGACCCCAGUGGUACAGUCCAUUUGGACAGCGACUCCAGGCCCAGUUCAGGUUUCUAUUCAGUGAGUGGGAGUUCUCUGUCAGACUCCUGCUACUCUGUGUCCAGUGAAGCUGCUCAGGCUGGACAGGCAGCUCCGGCCAGACCUCUGAAGCUGUGGGAGCAGGUGCCACUGUCUGUUGACAACACUGACAUCCUGUGGUCAGAAGGUGCACUGCAGGUGCAGCAGCAGCAGCAGCAGCAGCAGCCACUGCAGAGCAGCAGCGAGGAGGCUGAACCAACAGAAGACACAUCAGCUCCAGUCCCAAUAGACCUCGAAGUGACUGGUCUAAGCUUUCUGUCAGACCUCUGCUCAGGACUCAGUGACUCCCUAAUUGCUUCCCUCCUCCUGCUUCUCCAUCCCACACCUUCCUCUGCCACCUCCGCCUCCAUCCACUCAAAAUCUCAACUGGAUCCACGCUUUUGUACAGAUCUGGUGUCACGUCGGACCAAAGAGGUUUACACUUACCCCAGCCCACUGCACGCUGUCGCCCUUCAAAGCCCUCUCUUCACCGCCCAGGACCCAUCAGCUUCCUGCAGUCCUGAAGGACCCCAACCCGAUGACGCAACAGAAUCCACCUUGGAUCAUAGUCCUCUUCAGACUAAUCACACCCCCACCCAGGCAUCCGUCACCCAGCUGGAGCAGUAUAUCUCGCGGCUGGCUCGGCAGUAUCUCAUUCGUAUGACCUCCUCCACCUCUGAUCUUACUUCAGCUGCGACUCCUGGUUCAGUGUUGCACAGAGGCCUUUGUACUCCAGGCAAAAGUCAUGGUUCCACUCAGUCCCUUUCUGCCUUCGAGAGCCGCAGCACACCCUGCACUCUGCCUGGGGGCAGCGCUACACCCUGUAAGUCACUGCUGGGGAACUCGGCAAGAGUCAGCCUCAGCACGACAGGAAAAAAGGCCACUAGAAACUCCAUCAACCUGGGGAACCUUCCUUCAGCUACUGGUGAGGAUUUAAGCAUAAACCUGCAUCUUAACCUUAACUUGAACCUAAAUCCCAGUUUAAAUCCAAGCCGUGGACUGGUGGACACACCCAAAACUGGCAGUUGUGGAGCUUUGAGAGGUGACUUUGCCACAGCCUCCACUGCCUCAGCAUCGUCACUCUCCUCCUCCACUCCCACCCCAGCACUUAGACCCCGCCCUCGGAUUUCCACCUGCCCCUCCAGCCUGAGUCACCGCAGCUCUCUGGAGGUCACAUCUGCAUCAGGAGCCAGUUCUGCGUUUGGAUCAUCUGCCUUCUGUCGUUCCCUGGAUUGGAGCGGCGGCAUUCCACCUGAGGCAGCAUCAGUGUACGGUUCAAACACUGGAUCAGCUCCGGGGUCUCAGCGGAGCAGCUUGAUCCAAGAGUCCAGCUCCAGUCCAAAGCUAAGUGAAGACUCACCCAUGGUAGGGGAGAUCUCACGCCUCUCUGGCCUCUCCAGGGCUGUUGUGGUUGGACUGAUGGAGGAAGGUGUAGAGCUUGAUAUUGACUGCUUUCAAGGUGAUACCACAGGUGAAAUAAGAGGUCAUGGUAAAAGUCACCUGACGCCCCAGGCAGAUCAGUCACAUGACUACGCAAGAGUGAGCGACCUGAACCCCCAGAGGCCAAUCCAGCUGUCUCUGAGCCUCACACAUUCACCUCAGUCUCAGUCCAGCCUCACCCCUCCACUCUCACACUCCAGCAGUCCCAUACAUCCAUACCAGUCCAUCCAUAUCCCCCCUCCACACUAUUCCUCACACUGUCACUAUCAGCAGCUUCCUUCCCCAUCUGACCUCCCCUCCUCUACCGCUUCUUCUCCUGCCUCCCGUCCGACCCCGAGAGGCAGAUCCCCUCCCCGUCCUCUACAGCCCUCCCCCAUGGGUGCCACCCCGCUCUCCGUUUUCCGCCGUGAUGCACCCUUCCAGUGCUCCCUUCCCCGGACAAACACCAGGAGCUCUACUCUGGAUCACGGCGGCUUCCAGCAUCGAGGUGGAUCCCUUCGGCAGAGCGGGGGAGGAGGUGGUGGUGGGUGGAAGAGAGGGGAAGGAGAGGGGCUUUACAAAGGGAAACACGCCUCACAUAAGCUGAUCAGGGCGGCCACAGUGAGCAGCUACGCCAAGAGGGAGGACUACAGCUCUGUUUGGGCUGAAGAAGAAGAAAAGGAAAGAGCAGCACAAACGCCCAGGAAGAACUCCAACAAACUGUGGAGGGGGUUUGAGGGGCGACUGUGGGGUAAAGAGUCUGAAAGUGAAAGGGAGGAGAUGGACAGAGCAGAGUAUGGUUAUGGAUGGAGGAGAAACAGCUGUGGUGGAAGCUGGAGGAGGGAACACCGGAGGGAGAAGACUUCAUCCAGGGGUAACGACAAGAGGCCAAAAGUUGAGAACUCGCCUAUUUUUUCAAAGAAAAAGGGAAGGGAAGAGGGAGAGAGGCGCUGCUCCAGCCUGAGGCUCUCCAGAAGGGCUCUGUUCAGGAGCGAGUCCCAGGGUUUACUGGUGCCUCGUAACCACAAUGAAGAACCCUCAAAGCGCUCACACUGGGUCUCCUCAUUAGAUGUGGGGCAGGGGGGCAUGGGGAUCAGCAAAGACGGAGGGGUCAGACUGCUGAGAGCUAAAGAGGAGGACAAACGACUGUCCUCCACCGCCAGCCUUUUUAACCUCUCUCGUUCUCAGAGCCUAGAGGGCAGCUGCCAGUCCCUCUCUCCUCUCUCCUCCCCUUCGUUUUCUCCGUCACCUCCUCCUCGAAUGCCUCUCCAGCGUUCCCGUUCUCUGAGGGAUUUGGGGAGGAGAAUGUUCGGCUCCAUGAGGUCUCUGAGUCUCAAACGGAAGCCAUCCAAGAAGUGAUAUUUGUACAAUAAAUGAACAUCACAGUAAAUGCAUCUUCCACAUGUUCCAAUCUUAACAUCAGUGACAGUUGUUAUAUUUAACAUAAGAGGAAGUGCCAUCAUUUUCUGUAUUUAAACUUAAGCUGGUUCUUUAGUAACCAUCUCAAACUCCAGUGCUUUUUCCACCAUCGACAUGAUGGAGGAUCCUCUCAGGCACGCUAAGUCUGUCAAACUUGCUAUUAAUCUUCUUGUUAUUUGCUCUGUUCAUUCAUUCUAGUAAUGUUUUGUACAUUUUUAAAGACAUAGCCACAUUUUAUAGCUUGCCCAAAGUAAUUCUUCACUGACUGGGCUAAAUUGUACAACUAGAAAUUAUGAAAAAAUAGAAGUAUUUAAUUUUGAGGUGAAGAAUUUAUUUGAAGGGCUAAAUUAUAAACAUUUUGAUGAUAUAGUUUGUAUAUUCAGUAGAAUACUCCAUAGUGUCAACAAAACACACGGAGCAACAAAUUUGACAAAAAUGCAGCCCAAUUAAAAUUUUCAAAAAAUACACUAUAACCAUACCAAUGAUACACACCUUCAUGAGAACACUGGAUGGAUCUUCUUAUAAACCAUUAGUAUGAAUGUGUAUGUGUACACUUCCCUUCUGCAUGCUGCUCUGUGACUUGUUCAGUGAUUUUAACUAUUGUGAGAAUGUGAUAUUCCUCUUUUAAUGGCAAUACUGCCUCUGAAGUACAAUCAUAUUGGCCAGAUAAUGACCAAAACCAAGCAAAUACUCUUUAACUUGAUAUUGUGCUCAGGACUUUGAAAUAAAUAUUGAAUGAUUACAAUAUUGAUGAGUUAUUUGA